This is a messenger RNA of Halteromyces radiatus, 920 nucleotides long. Its product is annotated as PAC2 family-domain-containing protein. Gene Ontology annotation, cellular component: nucleus; cytosol. Gene Ontology annotation, biological process: proteasome assembly. Bases 46 to 840 code for a protein of 264 amino acids. The record is from RefSeq and is a predicted model, not a curated record. Lineage: Eukaryota; Fungi; Mucoromycota; Mucoromycetes; Mucorales; Cunninghamellaceae. The transcript has 6 exons.
UUUUUUUUUAAAAAAAAAAACUUAUUCAAUUGACUUCAACUCAUAAUGACUUCCUCUUUUAUACCUUCAGCUUCGUACGAUAUCUCUUUAUUAAAAGAUUCUCAACUAUUAUUGCCAUCAGUGUCCAUAGGCAAUGUACCCCAAUUAACAUGUGAUCUUAUCAUUCAUACCUUGCAUUUGAAACGUGUUGGGUUCAUUUCUUCAGAUGCUGUGAUUCCUGUAGUUGGACAAUAUGAAGACCAACAAGCCAUUGGGAUCUCUGUACCCAUUGAAGUAUAUCAAUCCAAGGAUCGUCGAUGGACAGUGAUACAACAACGAUCACCAACAUUGAAAGGGAAAAAACAGAGUUUGAUAUCGACAUUAAUAACUUUUAUUGCCUCGGCUGGUUUUUCUCAAGUGGUGAUAUUGACAAGUUUGGAUGCGGCUCGACGAUUGGAUUCACAAAUAUCAGGAAUUCCUUUCAGAGUGGUGGGUGAUGUAAACACAGUACAAGAUAUUUAUCAAACAAUUCAGGUUCCAAAUUUGGAAAUGCCUCCAACAGAACAACAACAGAAAGAAGAUAUUGAUAUGACUUCAACGUUACCACCUAUGCCUGGUGCUGGUAUUGCACGCUCUUUAUAUCAACAAUUACAGGAAAAGAAAACAAAAGUCAUCAUGUUUUGUAUGUUUGUUUUGGAAGGUGACAAUGUUCAAGAUAGUGUGGAAUUGGCCAAUUUACUUAAUACGUAUUAUCAUAUCAAAUCAAAAGAUACUGACAUCAACAAUUCAGGAGCAUGGACGCCACCGAAAAGUUGGGAAUGUUUGUUUGGGACUCCUUUCAAUGCAGAAAUAUAUCAAUAGGAUUAGUUUUUUUUUUUUUCCUAUUUUUUUAGUUUUAUUGACUCAUUAUUUUUCUCUACUCGCUUUGACCAAUAAAAAUG